This is a messenger RNA of Onthophagus taurus, 1267 nucleotides long. Its product is annotated as carboxypeptidase B1. Gene Ontology annotation, molecular function: metallocarboxypeptidase activity; zinc ion binding. Gene Ontology annotation, biological process: proteolysis. The record is from RefSeq and is a predicted model, not a curated record. NCBI's taxonomy places the organism in Eukaryota, Metazoa, Arthropoda, Insecta, Coleoptera, Scarabaeidae.
UACAAUGAAGGUUUUAGCAUUGUUAGGUGUUUUAGUAGCAGCCGUUUUGGCUGAUGAUCAUUUUAGUUAUGAAGGGUACCAAGUGUACACUGUCAUACCUACCACACGUGAUCACGCAGAAUUUUUGAAAGGAAUCCAAGAAAGCGGAGAAUUCGAUUUUUGGAGCAAUGCUAAAGUAUUGGGUCAACCAAUUAACAUUAUGGUCAAACCAGAACUUGUAACCGUUUUCUCAAAGAUGCUAACGUUGAAAAAUAUUAAUCAUUCGGUUCUUAUUGAGAAUGUUGAGCUCACCGUUCAAGCUGAACGUGCUCAACAAAUUCGUGCGCCAAAGGUGGAAAAGGGUAAAAUCAGUUUUACUGAAUACCAUAGAUAUGAAGUUAUUCAAGAGUAUUUGCGAAAUCUUGGUGAAAAAUAUCCAGACAAAGCUCACGUUAGUUCUUUUGGUGAAUCAUCAGAAGGACGCCCUUUGACUAGCAUUCAAAUUGGAACGGACCCUGGGAAACCUACUAUUGUUAUGGAUGCUGGUAUCCAUGCUCGUGAAUGGAUCGCACCUGCAACGGCCCUUUACAUUAUCCAACAAUUGGUAGAAAACGAAGAAUAUGCUUAUUUAAGUGAAAAUAUCAAUUGGUUAAUUGUGCCAGUUUUGAAUCCUGAUGGUUACGAAUAUUCUCACACCAACACACGUAUGUGGAGGAAAACUCGUAGUCGUGGAAACGUAUGUUAUGGUGUUGAUGGUAAUCGUAACUUUGGUUUUAUGUGGGGGGGUCUUGGUACAAGUGAUAACGAAUGCUCUGAAAUUUAUCGUGGACCAAAUGCUUUCUCAGAACCGGAAAUAGCUGCAUUUAGAGAUUUGGUACUCCAAUUGGAUUCGGUCCCCUUGUACAUUGCUCUUCACAGUUAUGGUAGCUGGGUACUUUAUCCAUGGGGAUACGAUUACAUCCUUAGCGAUAACAACGACGAACUUCACUCUCUUGGAGAAAAUAUUGCAGGUGCAAUUUAUGAUGUUUCCGGUACUCGAUUCACAGUAGGAAAUGCCGCAUUUUUGUUAUACCCAGCGGCUGGAGCUUCAGAUGAUUGGAUGAAAUCAAUUAUUGCUCCAUUGAGUUUUACUUUAGAAUUACCCGGUGGUGGAAGCCAAGGAUUUGAUUUACCUCCUUAUAGAAUAACAGAAGUGGUUACAGAAACUUGGCAAGGAAUUUUAGCUGCUUACAAAUAUAUUUCAGAUAAUUAAUUUUUAGUAAAAAACUGAAAUAAAUACUUGAUAACA